AUGAAAUUUAUAUAUUUAAUUUAUAUAUUAUUUGUUGUUUUUGGAAUUUGUAAAUCAUCACAACUAUAUGUUGACUCUGGUAUUAAAGCUAAUACAAUGCCUUGUGGUGAUACACCUCAAAAUGCAUGUUUAGAUAUCGUUACUGCCCUCUCUGUAUAUACAAAUGCCAAUUCAACUGAUGCUCUGACUUUACUUUUGGCUAGUGGUACUUAUAGCGGUGUCAAUAAUACAGAUAUAUCUUUGGUGAAUAUAACAUUGACAAUCACAAGUGCCAACACCAAUAGUAUCGCUACUAUCGAUAUGAAAGGAGAGGCUGGAUUCAUUAUUAUUGGCGAUACAGUAAAUGCAACCAAUGUCAAUUUGACCGUCAGUUAUCUGUCCCUUGCCAACGGUCUGGGAGGUGUUGUUAACAUCAAUGUAACCAAUGUAAAUGUUAAUGUAGUCCUGGAUAACGUUGCUGCCACCAAUAAUCACAACUAUAACGGUGGUGUUUUCAAUGUGUUAACUGGUGGAGACGCUCGUUUCUCUGUUAGUGUUGCUAUUUCCAAUUCCGUGCUAAACAAUAACACUGCUACCAAUUCCGGUGCCGUCUACUACACCCAAUCCUAUGGUUCUCUGACAGUCACCAACAGUGUUAUGAAUAAUAAUAUCGCUCUUUCUACUGGUAUCCUCUACUUGAUUUUCUCUGACAUUUCCAUCAACAAUCUAACAAUGUCUGGAAACAAGGCCAACUCAACUCUGUUUGCUCUUGCCAACGCAUUGGAUACAGCCAAUAUCAAUUCACUGACCUAUACCAAUAACAAACUUUCUUCAAAUGGAGGUUCCCAUAUCAAAGUACUCGAUACUGAUAUCGUUAUUACCAACUCGGUGUUUAGUGAUAACAACGGUGGUUCCGUCAUUCAGCUAAAGCUUUCAGACAUUAACGAUGAUACCUUGACUAUCAACAAUUGUAGUUUCACUCAAAAUUCCAGUCCAACUAUUGGUGUACUCUACUUGGAUAACAAUGCCAAUUUAAAUAUGACCAACUCUGUCUUUACAAAUAACUUUGCCAAUGGAUCUGGUGGUUCGAUCUAUGAAAAACUUGCAAACUUUGCUCGUGUUACCAACACAAUAUUCAAUAACAGUAACAUUGGUAUUGGUGAAUUCGGUAGUACAGUUUAUAGCUAUUACACUGACGAUAUAUACACCAACGUUACUUUCAUAACCAAAUCAACAGUUAGCACACCAUUCUAUUGCCAUCGUUCGAGAAUGACUUUUAAUAAUAUCACUACCAACUCGAAAUCCUUGCUGUCGUGUGCCAAUGAAGAGCUUUGUAUCAUCAGUGGUAACGAGGAUAUUAAAUGUUCAGGUAAAGAUUCACCCUCAUCAGAGGCUAGCAGUGAGAAUGAACCAAAAAAGAAAGAUGGAUUAACCAAUGGUCAAAUAGCUGGAAUCGUCAUUGGUGUUAUUUUAGGUGUUGCUUUUGUUAUACUGAUUAUUUACAUUCUUUACAAGAGACAUCACAAUCGUCACAAGUAUACAAGUUAUCAUUAA
Molecule: messenger RNA, 1533 nt
Organism: Heterostelium album PN500
Lineage: Eukaryota; Evosea; Eumycetozoa; Acytosteliales; Acytosteliaceae
Exons: 1
Coding region: 1-1533 (510 amino acids)
Source: RefSeq, a predicted model, not a curated record